Messenger RNA from Coregonus sp. 'balchen', 17365 nucleotides. Lineage: Eukaryota; Metazoa; Chordata; Actinopteri; Salmoniformes; Salmonidae. The record is from the annotation of a GenBank genome assembly.
GGGAGGGGCACGCAAGCAGUGAGAGAAAAGUGCAUCAUCCGUGGCAAAGGAUAAUUUCUGUCGAACGAAACGGUCAUAUUUAUUCUUUAGCAAGCUAGCAAAGGUUGUAAGAUAGCUGGCAAGCUGUAACAGACAGUCCUCUGUAGUAGCUGGGACAAGAGUUGCACAAAUGACAGAGCUACGGCACCGCGGAACGACGGAAAACGACCUACAACAUCAACAAUCCGAAGACAAGGUACGGAGUGUUAAUGGACUGCCGUUUAGCUAGCCAAGGCAAGAUAAACAUCCGCUACAUGCAUAUGAUGCAGGGAGACCUUGCCACAAAUUAUGAUAGUGGCUAGAAAUAAUUAUAGUAAAUGUUUUAACUGGUUAGUUAACUAUGUCUAGUGUCAAAGGCAAGCUAGCUAGUUGGCCAGCCACAUCUACAAUUUAAUUUGCGCUAGCUACCGUUAACUUGCUAUCGAAACAUAGCUAACAUGCUAACUACAUGAUAUGGAUGUUGAUUUGCUGCCAACAUUAUUUCUGGCGUGAAAGGCACUCCUUUACUACAGUGGUUAGCUAUCUUAUCUAACGUUUGCGUUUGAUGCCAGGUCAAAGAGGGCAGCUAAAGUUAGGUAGCUAGAUGUAGCUAGUUAACUACGUAUUCAAUUGACUAAAUCGAGGGUCGUUCCAUGUCUUUUCAGCAAGCCAUAACACCCACCAUCUCAGAUUGUUCUGAAAUCAUUUCUGUAGUUAGAAACAGGUACGAUUAGCAUUCCAGCAACAUUGUAUUUUAAAUAUAAUUUGAUCUUUGAGAAAUCAAUUAACUCGAUAAAAAUUAUAUUUCAAGAAAAUAAUGUUGCAGGAAUGCUAAUCUUAUCUGUUUCUAUCAACAGAAACGAUUUCAGAACAAUCUGAGAGGGUGGGUGUCAAUUCUCUUUCUUGUGCUAUUUGAGGUGGAACGACCUUCAAUUUAGUCAUAAGCUCUGCCUAGUUUUUCCAAUGUAUGGGUUGGAUUUCAACUCAAGGUAACUAGGCUGAAAUGAAAUGGCCAAUCAACUCUGCAGGAAAGACAACCCACAUACACAUUUGUAGCCACAUACAAAUAUACUUCCAUGGAGGCCUCAACUUAGCUAGUGUGUAUGAUGCCAGUUGUGGGCUCUUUUGAAGAAAGAAACAUAGUUAUACAUUAAAGUCAAGGGUGUUCAUACGUUCUAAUAAAAAUAGACAGUGUCCAGCUGCUUUGGUGUCUUGCCUGUUCUCUCAUAUGACACACAGGCUCCACUGUGGGGCUUUAUUCGAUUUUCUGUGUCCUUACAAGACAUGCUGUGUUACCCCCUUCACUUCGCCUUGCAUUCCUGGCUAGGCAUAGGGCCUUGCAUUGUGGUUUUUGAUCAGUAAUUGACAUUACCCCCAAAUCUGUGUUUGACUGCUGAAUAGAAGGAUAGUGUUAACAACUGCCAGACAGGCCCCAUGCAGCUGUGUUGUGCUAGUGGUAUAGGCCUGUGGCGCUGUCUGUGGUUUGGUUUGGUUUAGUUUAGAGUCAGACGUCAAUGUAGGAGUUCCCUGACUGUAGAUGCAACUUUCCAUGGAGAACAUGGUGUCUCUGUCAUGUGCACGCUCACUUUAUUUUAGUUGAAAUUGUAUGAGCCAUGUUGAGCCAAAGUUAGAAGAAUAGGCCAUGAUUGGCGGGGGGGUUUGUAUAUGAGUCAAAUGAUGUAACUGUGACAUAGUUUAAGGACACUGGAAAAUAGAUCUAACCUAUUUAUACCCAGAGGAAACGUGACUAUUUCUGGCUUGUUUGUGUGUACGGUAUGUAUGGGUGAGUGGGUAGCCUAGGUCAAAAGACUAUUAAUGUGGUAGCCUAGGUGAAAAGACAAGGUAGAAAUGGCAUAGGCCUCCAUUACUUAACAUGGUUGAAUGAAUCUUUUGCUUCUGAUGAUGUGAAACGGGAAAGAGUGUAGUGCUACUCUUUCCCUCACAGGAAACUGUGAGGGGAAAAUGGUCUCUUCAGUAGCAGGAGUGUUGAAAGGAGGGGCUAUUUUUAACCAGGGCAUCCUGACUGACGUGAUAUGGUCACCAUGGAAACCAGCGAGCCUGGAGGAUCCAUCAGCUUGAUAGCUACUGCUGUGUGUGUGUGUGUACUGUGUGUGUGUUUGCAACCAAGACAGGAAGAGUGUAGGCUAAAAGCCAUCUGUUGUGUUAUUAGGAGGUUAGACGACAGUGUAACUUUGGUAGUGCUCGGGGGGAGAGGGCAGAGGGGAGCGACAACGAUGACUUCAUCACAGCAGUCUAGUGUCUGCUGUCUCCUGAUUACACAUUUUGGUGGCUGUUGCCAUGGAAAAGCAGAGGGUCAUCCGGAUUAAUGCAGUUUCACAGCAUCAAGCUCUCGGAGCAUCAAGGGGGCAGACAGACACUGAAAUAUAUUGAUUACUUUGUCACCAUCAGACCUACAUUUAUCACGCAGAAUAUCCUAACACCAAAGCAGAAAAGCUCUACAAGCUUGCUUGCAAUGUUUUUGUUCACUGACAUAAAAAAUUGACCUAGAAAGGAAGUGGGAGAACAUUCCUCAUAGGUAGCUAGCUGUGUUUGUUUACAUUGUAUGACUCACUUUCUCCCCAUCUCUCUCUCUCUCUCUCUCUCUCUCUCUCUCUCUCUCUCUCUCUCUCUGUAGGGAUCUGAGAAUGAAGGGAAAGCAGAGAAGGAUGGGGCGUCUGACAGUGAGACCAAGCCUGAUACAGGGCUCCCUGAGGUGCCUGUCCCUGCUGAUGACACCCCCGAGGUCCUCAACAAAGCCCUGUCUGGACUGUCCUCACGGUAAACACUACCAAAAUAACAUAGAUUUUCUUCACAUGGUAAUCACAACAUCCGAUUUGGCAAUUGUUUGGAACAAGGGAAAGAUGACCAUUUCACAAAACAUAAUGUCUGCGUCCCAUAGGGCUCUUGUUAAAAGUAGUGUGCUAUAUAGGGAAUAGGGUGCCAUUUGGGACAUAACAAACGGAUUGCAUUUUUUAUUUACCAUCUUCUGUUUGCUCCUCCAUCCUAACAACAUCCUGCUGUUCAGUCAUGGAUAAUUGAAUGCUUAUGAAACACCACCUGCUAUACUCACUAGAACUCAUAUUGAUCUGUGUAGGCCUAUAUUGACAUUCUUUAGGAAUGUCUUGACCAGCAAUUAUUUUGUGCACACAAACAACUGAUAUGGAUGCUUAUUGUUCACCUCUUCAUUUCACUGUGUUCAUUUCACAAUCUAUUACACUGUAUAUGGGUAUUAACUGUGUGUGUUGUCAGAUGGAAGAACUGGUGGGUGCGAGGGAUCCUGACUCUGGCCAUGAUCUCCUUCUUCUUCAUCAUCAUCUACCUGGGCCCCAUGGUGCUAAUGCUGAUUGUGAGUGCUUCUCCUCCCUUCCCUCAGCCUCCUGUCAGUCAGUUUAUUAGCCAAUCCCAAAUCGCUCCCUCUCCCUUGACCCUAACCCCUCGCUGUUUCCAGAUCUGUAGGUUCAGGAUAGGAAUAAGCAGUGCAGUGGUGGAGCUUCUACCAUAUUGCUUACACACCUUACAGAUCUGCAGAAACAAAGGGUUAGGAAGACUAAGGAGAGGGUAAGGGAUUCAAUUGGGUCUGUCUGUUUCUGUCUGUCCUUAAUAGUUUCAGGUUCAGAGUGUAGCUCAGUGGAAAUAACAGGCUCUUCUCUGCUCUGCUUUAAUGCUCUGCUGGACUUGCUGGGAGGGAGAUAGCAUGCUGCCACAUCCAGACACUGCAGGAACUAAAUUGAGAACACAAAAACUAAAUAGUCGCAGCACAAGACGUCCAAAUGUGUAUGGUUAAAUUAGAUGGGUUUUGAGCAACGAGGAAUCAUACACAGACCAGAUGCUGUUGUCAGAGCGAUAUCAAAAUGUGUGGUAGGGGAAUACCAUGUAGUUGAUACCAAAGGGAUGAUACUAAAACUCAGACGGUCAUCGGCACACCUCAGUAAUUUAUUACAGAUCUGUUGUAUAUUUGCAGUAAUAUUGGAUUAUCUGUCUCUGUCCAGGUGCUGUGUGUGCAGAUCAAAUGCUUCCAAGAGAUCAUCCACAUCGGUUACAGUGUAUAUCACUCCUACCACCUUCCCUGGUUCAGAACGUUGAGCUGGUGAGACACACACACAGUUGUAUGUCUGUGUUUAAGGUUACACUGCAACUAACCAUUUGUUGACCUGAAAUAAUGAAUUGCAUGUUUUAUUUCAUUGCAGACUUCCUGAGGUUUGUUGGUCUUGGUAAUGUUUACCCAGUUUAUAGUGUUUAUCUAGGUUAUUAAACCAAUCAGCAGAUAUACUCCAUCAUGUUAGUUAGCUGAUCAAAUUAUCAGUGUAUAUAGAGGUAUAGGAUUUUAGCCAAUGUAGUGGUGAUGGUAUUUGUAGUAUGAUCGCUCAGUGGUCUCUUGCCAUUCACAUUGCACUAUGUUGGAAAAACCUGGUGAAAAGCUCUUAACAUUAUUGAUGUAAUUAUUGAACCCAUGAUGUCCCUUACUGGCUUCAGACACAUGCAACCCCAAAGUUCACCAUGACACCAGACUUUUCUAGACUAGAGUGCAUAGUGCAUGUUCAAUCUGACUCUGCAGCUACUUAGUGCAGUUGAUCUGUGUUCUGUUUCAACAGUUCUGACCUCACCUUCCCUUCCUCAUCCUCCCCCCAGGUACUUCCUACUGUGUGUGAACUAUUUCUUCUACGGAGAGACGGUGACGGACUACUUCUCUAAUCUGGUGCAGAGGGAGGAGCCGUUGCGCAUCCUCAGCAAAUACCACCGCCUCAUCUCCUUCGCCCUGUACCUCACUGGUGAGGCUGUGGCUCAAGUUCUAACUAGCUUCCUUUCCUUGUGUUUUCCUUCAUCAUCACUGAUCUGGCCAGACAGGAAAUCGAUCUAGUGCUUUCAGGGAGUAUUGAGAGUGAGAGGGAGGGAGAAGGGGAGUCCUUUAGCGUUGCUUUAGUCACUGUUGGAGCUUCUGCAUUUUUUAUCAGUUUUUACCUGACCAAGGGUUUGGUACAACUUUUUAAAAUGAUAAAAGUUUCAGAGGGAAGCUUUACUUGCUCCACCCUCCGUCUUUCAGUCAGUCAGUGCAGCAGGAUGUGGUAAAGGCUGACAGCACUUGACUCGCUAACGUCUGUUUCUGACUGCAUGAUCACACCUCGACUCCGUGCCUCAAGCUGAAAGGAGAGGAAAGUAAAUACCCAUCCCUCCUUCGUUCACUCCUCCCUUUGGGUAAAUUUCAAAACCAGGCCAGGUCGUUUACUGUAGAAGUGCUGGCAGGGAAAGGCUUUUAAGGUAAUCGGGCUAUCUCCCCAGUGCCAGAUAAUAUAGGAGGUCACAGAGUCAAGUAGUUCUAUACAGACAAACUCUCAGAACCCUGUGUGCUUUGUUCUAGCCUGGUCCCAGAUCUGUUUGUUAUGUGGCCACCACAAUGACCAUAGUUGGCAAGACAGCACAAAUAGAUCUGGGACCAGGCUAGCUUUGUUCUGCUCUGAUGAAGCCUAUGUAACAAAAGGAUGUGAAUUGGAUGGAUGUAGAAAUAUUCACGUAUCCAAGUUGUCCUAACUGGAUUAUGGUCACAUUGGCUUGAUCUAAUUUGUUUGAUUCAAUAAAAGCAUCUUACUCAGAAGGGUGUCUUCUUACUCUGCUUUGGGAAUGAAUAGAAUUCUUGGAACUGUAAGAAAUGAAGAGUUCAAUGCUGCACAUUCAUGUGAUUAUCUUUUUAUCUGUUACUGACUUUGGCAGGCUUUUAACCUCGGAACCCAGAACCAAAUUGGCAUUUACGCGUCACUAAAGAUUGAGUUUGUGAUGUAAACAUGGCUAGGAUGAUUACAAGGGUGCAGUUGCUGGUCCUCAGUUUGAAAGCAAAGAAUGACAAUAAUAACUACUAAAAACAGGCUGAUCCAAAAUGCUUUGUUGACUUGUUACUCUCUUCUUGGUGUUGUGCAGGUUUCUGCAUGUUUGUGCUGAGCCUGGUGAAGAAACACUAUCGCCUGCAGUUCUACAUGGUGAGUGUUUGUGUUGCGUAGUGUAUUGGGCAUAGUGUAUGUGUAGUGUAUUGGGCAUAGUGUUUGUGUUGCGUAGUGUAUUGGGCAUAGUGUAUGUGUAGUGUAUUGGGCAUAGUGUUUGUGUUGCGUAGUGUAUUGGGCAUAGUGUAUGUGUAGUGUAUUGGGCAUAGUGUUUGUGUUGCGUAGUGUAUUGGGCAUAGUGUAUGUGUAGUGUAUUGGGUAUAGUGUUUGUGUGUUCUAUAUUAUAUGAGCCCUCUUCCUCUUGGCUGCUACUACAUUAUUGAUGUGGCCCGGCCUAAAAACAUGGAAGCCCUCCAGCAGUGUUCUGGGUCCGUUCCAGGACAUAAGGCCAGGGCCUCAUCUACAGCAGUGGUUCUUCUCCCCCCCCCCCCCCCCCAUUCCUGCUUUCAACUUACUCUUGAAAGGUGCAAUUUCGAAAUUGGGUUGUGCAUCAGUUUUCCUCUUUUGUCAGUCAUUGCAUACCUUAGAGAGCUAUUUAUAACUUGUCAGAAAUGUCCAGAUCAACUCAACUUGCCCAUGUCAGCUAACGUUUUUACCUCAAUGUUUUUUAGCCCAUAGAUUUUGUUGUGAUGUUUGAGUCACUCAAGUAUCACAUGAAAUGAACAUUAGACAUGGAAAGAUGUAUAGAAUUGCAAGAAAAUGUAGCUUUAAACCUGCAAAAUCUUCUCUCCACCAACAAGAGGGGCGUGAACAGUUUGUCAUGAACAGCUCUUGUGCCUAUUGAAAUAGACGUUGCGUGCGCGCUGGGGGGCGUUCCCCAAUGCUGUAAUGGGGGUCUGAGGGAACGAAUGUGGGAACCCCUGCUCUACAGUACCUUCAGAAAGUAUUCACACCCCUCGACUUCCUCCACAUUUUGUUGUUACUGCCUGAAGUAAAAAAUUAUUACAUUUAGAUAAUGUCAAAGUGGAAUUUUUUCAACAUUUUUACAAUUUAAUAGAAAAUGAGUAAGCGUUCAACCCCUUUGUUAUGGCAGGCCUAAAAGUUCAGGAGUAAAAAUUUGCUUAACAAGUCACGUAAUAUGUUGCAUGGACUCACUAUGUGUGCAAUAAUAGUGUUUAACGUGAUUUUUGAAUGACUACCUCAUCUCUGUACCCCACACAUACAAUUAUAUGUAAGGUCCCUCAGUCGAGCAGUGAAUUUCAAACACGGAGUACGGUUACAUGCACACAAUGCGAUUACAGUGAGGGGGAAAAAAGUAUUUGAUCCCCUGCUGAUUUUGUACGUUUGCCCACUGACACAGACAUGAUCAGUCUAUAAUUUUAAUGGUAGGUUUAUUUGAACAGUGAGAGACAGAAUAACAACAAAAAAAUCCAGAAAAACGCAUGUAAAAAAUGUUAUAAAUUGAUUAGCAUUUUAAUGAGGGAAAUAAGUAUUUGACAACUCUGCAAAACAUGACUUAGUACUUGGUGGCAAAACCCUUGUUGGCAAUCACAGAGGUCAGACGUUUCUUGUAGUUGGCCACCAGGUUUGCACACAUCUCAGGAGGGAUUUUGUCCCACUCCUCUUUGCAUAUAUUUUCCAAGUCAUUAAGGUUUCAAGGCUGACGUUUGGCAACUCGAACCUUCAGCUCCCUCCACAGAUUUUCUAUGGGAUUAAGGUCUGGAGACUGGCUAGGCCACUCCAGGACCUUAAUGUGCUUCUUCUUGAGACACUCCUUUGUUGCUUUGGCCAUGUGUUUUGGGUCAUUGAAAUGCUGGAAUACCGAUUCACGACCCAUUUUCAAUGCCCUGGCUGAGGGAAGGAGGUUCUCACCCAAGAUUUGACGGUACAUGGCCCCCUCCAUCGUCCCUUUUGAUGCGGUGAAGUUUUCCUGUCCCCUUAGCAGAAAAACACCCCCAAAGCAUAAUGUUUCCACGUCCAUGUUUGACGGUGGGGAUGGUGUUAUUGGGGUCAUAGGCAGCAUUCCUCCUCCUCCAAACACGGCGAGUUGAGUUGAUGCCAAAGAGCUCGAUUUUGGUCUCAUCUGACCACAACACUUUGACCCAGUUCUCCUCUGAAUCAUUCAGAUGUUCAUUGGCAAACUUCAGAUGGGCCUGUAUAUGUGCUUUCUUGAGCAGGGGGGGGACCUUGCGGGCGCUGCAGGAUUUCAGUCCUUCACGGCGUAGUGUGUUACCAAUUAUUUUCUUGGUGACUAUGGUCCCAGCUGCCUUGAGAUCAUUGACAAGAUCCUCCCGUGUAGUUCUGGGCUGAUUCCUCACCGUUCUCAUGAUCAUUGCAACUCCACGAGGUGAGAUCUUGCAUGGAGCCCCAGGCCGAGGGAGAUUGACAGUUAUUUUGUGUUUCUUCCAUUUGCGAAUAAUCACACCAACUGUUGUCACCUUCUCACCAAACUGCUUGGCGAUGGUCUUGUAGCCCAUUCCAGCCUUGUGAAGGUCUACAAUCUUGUCCCUGACAUCCUUGGAGAGCUCUUUGUUCUUGGCCAUGGUGGAGAGUUUGGAAUCUGAUUGAUUGAUUGCUUCUGUGGACAGGUGUCUUUUUAUACAGGUAACAAACUGAGAUUAGGAGCACUCCCUUUAAGAGUGUGCUCCUAAUCUCAGCUCAUUACCUGUAUAAAAGACACCUGGGAGCCAUAAAUCUUCCUGAUUGAGAGGGGGUCAAAUACUUAUUUCCCUCAUUAAAAUGCAAAUCAAUUUAUAAAAUUUUUGACAGUGUUAUUCUGGAUUUUUUUGUUGUUAUUCUGUCUCUCACUGUUCAAAUAAACCUACCAUUAAAAUUAUAGACUGAUCAUUUCUUUGUCAGUGGGCAAACAUACAAAAUCAGCAGGGGAUUAAAUACUUUUUUCCCUCACUGUAUUGUGGAUAGUCAGAUUAAUAUAAUAGUUUGAUUAAAACAUUUGCAUACUUGGGGGGGGGGUCACAUAAAAAGCAGACAUUGAAUAUCCCUUUGAGCAUGGUGAAGUUAUUAAUACACCCAGUCACUACAAAGAUACAGGCGUCCUUCCUAACUCAGUUGCCGGAGAGGAAGGAGACCGCUCAGGAAUUUCACCAUGAGGCCAAUGGUGACUUUAAAACAGUGUAGUUUAAUGGCUGUGAUAGGAGAAAACUGAGGAUGGAUCAACAACUGUGUAGUUUCUCCACAAUACUAACGUAAUUGACAGAAUGAAAAGAAGGAAGCCUGUACAGAAAACAAAUAUUCCAAAACAUGCAUCCUGUUUGCAACAAGGCAUUAAAGUAAUACUGCAAAAAAUGUGGCAAAGCAAUUCACUUUUUGUCCUGAAUACAAAGUGUUAUGUUUGGGGCAAAUCCAAUACAACACAUUACUGAGUGUCACUCUCCAUAUUUUCAAGCAUAGUGGUGGCUGCAUCAUGUUAUGGGUAUGCUUGUAAUCGUUAAGGACUGGGGAGUAAAAAAAAAAAAAGAAAAAAAAAGAAACUGAAUGGAGAUAAGCACAGGCCGAGUUACAUUUUUGACCUACAUCUGCUUGAAAAUCUAUGGCAAGACCUGAAAAAUGGUUGUCUAGCAAUGAUCAACAACCAAUUUGACAGAGCUUGAAGAAUUUUGAUUGGAAAAUGGCACAAUCCAUGUGUGGAAAGCUCUUAGAGACUUACCCAGAAAGACUCCCAGCUGUAAUUGCUGCCAAUGCUGAUUCUAACAUGUAUUGACUCGGGGUUCAAUGCUUAUCUAGUCAAGAUAUAUUAGUGUUUAUUUUUUUUAUUUUUUUUACAAAUGUUAGUAUUUUUCUUCCACUCGGACAUUGGUUUUUUGUGAUGACAAUUAAAUCAAUUUUUAUCCCACUUUGUAACACAACAAAAUGUGGAAAAAAGGGGUUUGAAUACUUUCUGAAGGCACUUUAUCUGCUGCUGCUGCCUUUGUCUCUCUCACACACACACACACACACACACAGCUAGAGGCUCUGUGUUCUGGGCUCUGGCUUGACCAUGUAAGGCAGUGACAGAGCUGAGCGCUGCAAGGAAACAUACAGUGCCUUCGGAAAGUAUUCAGACCCCUUGACUUGUUCCAUAUUUUGUUACGUUACAGCCUUAUUCUAAAAUGGAUUAAAAAUAUAUAUAUAUCCUUUGCAAUCUACAAACAAUACCCCAUAAUGACAAAGCAAAAACAGGUUUUUAGAAAUUUUAGAAAAUGUAUUAAAAAUAAAAAACCUUAUUUACAUAAGUAUUCAGCCUCUUUAUGAGACUCAAAAUUGAGCUCAGGUGCAUCCUGUUUCCAUUGAUCAUCCUUGAGGUGUUUCUACAACUUCAUUGGAGUCUGCCUGUGGUAAAUUUAAUUGAUUGGACAUGAUUUGGAAAGGCACACACCUGUCUAUAUAAGGUCCCACAGUUGACAGUGCAUGUCAGAGCAAAAACCAAGCCAUGAGAUCGAAGGAAUUGUCCGUAGAGCUCCGAGACAGGAUUGUGUCGAGGCACAGAUCUGGGGAAGGGUACCAAAAAAUGUCUGCAGCAUUGAAGGUCCCCAAGAACACAUUAGCCGCCAUCAUUCUUAAAUGGAAGAUAUUUGGAACCACCAAGACUGUUCCUAGAGCUGGCCGCCCGGUCAAACUUAGCAAUCGGGGGAGAAGGGCCUUGGUCAGGGAGGUGACCAAGAACCUGAUGGUCACUCUGACAGAGCUCUAGAGUUCAUGGGAGAACCUUUCAGAAGGACAACCAUCUCUACAACACUUCAACAAUCAGGCCUUUAUGGUAGUGGCACAUGUAAAAGGCACAUGACAGCCCGCUUGGAAUUUGCCAAAAGGCCCCUAAAGACUCUAAGACCAUGAGAAACAAGAUUCUCUGGUCUGAUGAAACCAAGAUUUAACUCUUUGGCCUCAAUGCCUAGCGUCACGGCUGGAGGAAACCUGGCACCAUCCCUACGGUGAAGCAUGGUGGUGGCAGCAUCAUGCUGUGGGGAUGUUUUUCAGCGGCAGGGACUGGGAGACUAGUCAGGAUCGAGGAAAAUAUUAAUGGAGCAAAGUACAGAGAGAUCUUUGAUGAAAACCUGCUCCAGAGCGCUCAAGACCUGUCCUUGAGUGGCCCAGCCGGAGCCUGAACCUGAACCCGAUCGAACAUGUCUGAAGAGACCUGAAAAUAGCUGUGCAGCAACGCUCCCCAUCCAACCUGACAGAGGCUGAGAGGAUCUUUUUUUUUUUUUUUUGUAAGAAUGGGUGGAACUCGACAAAUACAGGUGUGCCACGCUUGUAGCGUCACACCCAAGAAGACUUGAGGCUGUAAUCGCUGCCAAAGGUGCUUCAACAAAGUACUGAGUAAAGGGUCUGAAUACUUAUGUAAAUGUGAUAUUUCCGUUUUUAUUUUUUAUUAAUUAGCAAAAAUUUAUAGAUCCUGUUUUUGCUUUGUCAUUAUGGGGUAUUGUGUGUAGAUUGAUGAGGAAAACAAUUUAUUUAAUCAAUUUUCGAAUAAGACUAAUGUAACAAAAUGUGGAAAAAGACCAGGGGUCUGAAUACUGCAGUAACACAUCAAUCAGUGAGAGGGACUGCGUGCUAAAAACUGCAUACUGCAUUAAAGCUGAUCUGCAAAAUGGCACACACUGACUGGGCUGAGGGCUUCGUCUACAGCGCUAUUCAAAUCUUACCCUAUGAGGUCCGGAGUACUGCUGGUUUUCUGUUCUACCUGAUAAUUAAUUGCACCCAUCUGGUGUCUCAGGUCUAAAUCAGUGCCUCAUUAGAGGGGAAGAAUGGAAAGAAAGCAGUGGGAACUGGCUUCGAGGUCCAGAUUUUAAUUUGAGGGGUUCUAGGAUAUGUUUGUGUUGUUGCAAAGACCACAGACCAAUGAUGACUCAUCUAUCAGUAAGGAUUGCUCUGCCAAAUGGCAUUCAUGUCAUUAACACUUAGAUAUAAGCAAAGAUGGGGUGUAUGUGUAAAUACCACGGUAAUUGAAUCAUAUUUUCUAUCAACUUUUGGGUUCCUUGAUCUCAAUUUUCUCCAUAGAGAUCCUAUAAUACACAAUAUAAGACAGUGUAUAUUAUGUUUUUCUCCCUGCCUGUUCUCCAUGUCAGUUUGGCUGGACUCAUGUAACUCUGCUGAUCGUUGUGACCCAGUCCCACCUCAUCAUCCACAACCUGUUUGAGGGAAUGAUCUGGUAAGGAAUGUCCCUGUCUGUCUCCGUCAUCCAACCGGGAGAAGUUAGUGAAGCUAUUUGAGGCUGCAGUUCAUGCGCUUUCUCAUCCUACAGUUACAAAUAACGACAACUUCAUUUAGAAUAUUAAGUAGCAGCCUACCUAUUGGCUCUUGGUCGUUGUAACCUAUCCUGCUCCUUUAACUUUUAAUUCUGUUUUUUAAAUUCCAUGUUCCAUUGAUUAGAUAUCUCCUAACUUUUGCCACACAUGAAGGCUCUGACUGUAGCCUAUUGCCGCUUUGAUGACUUGUGAGUGGCGAGCAACACGCUCCACUCUCAUGAAAAGCAAUAGCAGCAGCAUAAAUGAUACCAUUUCUCUCUAUAUCUCUAUGUCUUGCAGCAGUCACGUUCAGAUCUGUACGGUCAGUUCAAAUUACACAUACCCGAGACCAGUGACAAUCAUAUCAGAUCCGAACCAAUCCGUUCAGAUCCCGAAUCGGUUCUCGGGUACAGGUGGCUCCAUGAAGACCUCUAGUGGGAGAACUGACUGCAGAGUGAAAAUGCUAUUAGCUGAUGUAAUUGUGGCUUGCACUACAACCAUGUGAUGGAAAUGAUAAGUGCAUUAGGGUGUUAGGUUGGUCCACAUCAUGGGCUUGUACUGUGUAGAAGAGACAUGCUCUGUGCACAACAUAUUUAUGUAACACCCCAUUGAAUAUGCCCCAGUUGUUUAUACCAGUUCCUCUCUCCUUCUCUGUCUAGGUUCAUCGUGCCCAUCUCCUGUGUGAUCUGCAAUGACAUCAUGGCCUACAUGUUUGGCUUCUUCUUUGGACGUACUCCACUCAUUAAGGUUAGCAAGACUGGCACUGUCAGUCACACAACUAUGGUCAACAUCAACAGGCAACAUGGCGAGCCUAUCUAAUAUUAUUGUCAUUGAAUAUGUAAUAGGUAUGUUGCAUCUGCCAAGGCUUGUGGCAUUUUGCAAAAGGGAUACCAUUUGAACACUCUUUAAUGUGUUAAUGUGACUGUGUUCCAUUCAGCUGUCUCCUAAGAAGACUUGGGAAGGCUUCAUUGGUGGAUUCUUUUCUACUGUUAUAUUUGGGAUCCUGGUAAGAAAUGACCAUUGCCAUAACUAAGUGCUAAAGCUUUCCUUUAAAUUCCCCACAAGUCCAAUUAUCUUACUCCCUUUGUCCUCCUCUCUCCAGUUGUCCUAUGUGAUGGCGGGCUACAGCUUCUUUGUGUGUCCGGUGGCGUUCAACAGCGACCAUAACAGUUUUGAGGUGGACUGUGAGCCCUCUGACCUGUUCCAGCUGCAGGACUAUGCCCUGCCUGCUGCCCUUGAGUCCCUCACUGGAUGGGUGAGCAUGAUCUGUCCUCUGUCUGGCUGGUCUCUGUUUCUGAUCUGUCUGGUCUAACUUGCCCCAGAGAGAAAACAUUUUUUGUUCCAUUUUACACAUUUUGGCUAUGGUGUGUAGAGAAAAGGUUGCUGUUAUAAAGCUAGUUUGCUGCAAUUCUACACAUUUUGCCAUGGGGUGGAGAGAAAUGUUUGCAGUUUUUAAUAUGAUAUUUGAGUGAGAGUGACUAACAAAAUCAAUGCCCCCUGGUCACUAAUUCAACCUUGAUUACUACAAGUUUAGAUAGCUGGCCACUAGACAAAUUUACCAAUCUAAAAACAUGUUAGCUGACAGAGAAACAUUUUUGAAAUUGCACCUGUAUUCUACUACUCUACCUCGUUUGUAAGUUGAGACCCCGUCUGAGUUCCCCCCCCAAAAAACAACAUUGAUCCGAGGGCCUUCAAAACAGUCCUAAAUCCUGUCUCCUUAUUUCUCCUCUUUUUGCAUAAACUGUUUGACCAUAUGUGAGACUGUAGUUUAACACCUCUCUCUCUCACUCGCCCCCCCCCCUCUCUUUCUCCCUCUCUCUCCAGCCCACACUGCGCCUCUACCCAUUCCAGAUUCACAGCAUCUCCCUGUCUGCCUUUGCCUCCCUCAUGGGACCUUUCGGAGGCUUCUUUGCCAGCGGCUUUAAGAGGGCCUUCAAGAUCAAGGUGACUGUCAGAACACCUCACCACUGUUAUUACAGGGCCCGGUGGACUCACUAGAUUUGAGUAGCCUCUCAGUUGGCAGUGCUCAUGAUCUAUGCUUCUGGAAUCACUUGGUUGUUCAACUUUGUUUGUGAUCCUCUGCAGUUUCAUGCAAGCUGUGCAUUGACUUAUUUGGACUUUGCUUGAGCAAAGGGCCUCCACAGUGCACAAGCUGUGUGUUAUGUUGUCCUCUGCUCUGAUGCCCUAUUGCUCUGAUGUCAUCAUGUCCCUCUGGCCUGUUAUUGUCAUUCCAGGACUUUGCCAACACCAUCCCCGGUCACGGUGGCAUCAUGGACCGCUUCGACUGCCAGUACCUCAUGGCCACGUUCGUCAACGUGUACAUCGCCAGCUUCAUCAGGUAACUAGCUAGAACACCACAGGCGUAUUAACUGCUUUGGCUGACAAUCCUGAUGUGUUGGUAGAUUAUUGUUAUUUUUAAGCAAUAAGGCCCGGGUGGGUGUGGUAUAUGGCCAAUAUACCAGGGCUAAGGGCUGUUGUAUGCACGAAGCAACACCGAGUGCCUGGAUACAGCCCUUAGCCGUGGUAUAUUGGCCAUAUACAGUGGGGGAAAAAAGUAUUUAGUCAGCCACCAAUUGUGCAAGUUCUCCCACUUAAAAAUAUGAGAGAGGCCUGUAAUUUUCAUCAUAGGUACACAUCAACUCUGACAGACAAAUUGAGAAAAAAAAAUCCAGAAAAUCACAUUGUAGGAUUUUUAAUGAAUUUAUUUGCAAAUUAUGGUGGAAAAUAAGUAUUUGGUCACCUACAAACAAGCAAGAUUUCUGGCUCUCACAGACCUGUAACUUCUUCUUUAAGAGGCUCCUCUGUCCUCCACUUGUUACCUGUAUUAAUGGCACCUGUUUGAACUUAUCAGUAUAAAAGACACCUGUCCACAACCUCAAACAGUCACACUCCAAACUCCACUAUGGCCAAGACCAAAGAGCUGUCAAAGGACACCAGAAACAAAAUUGUAGACCUGCACCAGGCUGGGAAGACUGAAUCUGCAAUAGGUAAGCAGCUUGGUUUGAAGAAAUCAACUGUGGGAGCAAUUAUUAGGAAAUGGAAGACAUACAAGACCACUGAUAAUCUCCCUCGAUCUGGGGCUCCACGCAAGAUCUCACCCCGUGGGGUCAAAAUGAUCACAAGAACGGUGAGCAAAAAUCCCAGAACCACACGGGGGGACCUAGUGAAUGACCUGCAGAGAGCUGGGACCAAAGUAACAAAGCCUACCAUCAGUAACACACUACGCCGCCAGGGACUCAAAUCCUGCAGUGCCAGACGUGUCCCCCUGCUUAAGCCAGUACAUGUCCAGGCCCGUCUGAAGUUUGCUAGAGUGCAUUUGGAUGAUCCAGAAGAGGAUUGGGAGAAUGUCAUAUGGUCAGAUGAAACCAAAAUAGAACUUUUUGGUAAAAACUCAACUCGUCGUUUUGGAGGACAAAGAAUGCUGAGUUGCAUCCAAAGAACACCAUACCUACUGUGAAGCAUGGGGGUGGAAACAUCAUGCUUUGGGGCUGUUUUUCUGCAAAGGGACCAGGACGACUGAUCCGUGUAAAGGAAAGAAUGAAUGGGGCCAUGUAUCGUGAGAUUUUGAGUGAAAACCUCCUUCCAUCAGCAAGGGCAUUGAAGAUGAAACGUGGCUGGGUCUUUCAGCAUGACAAUGAUCCCAAACACACCGCCCGGGCAACGAAGGAGUGGCUUCGUAAGAAGCAUUUCAAGGUCCUGGAGUGGCCUAGCCAGUCUCCAGAUCUCAACCCCAUAGAAAAUCUUUGGAGGGAGUUGAAAGUCCGUGUUGCCCAGCGACAGCCCCAAAACAUCACUGCUCUAGAGGAGAUCUGCAUGGAGGAAUGGGCCAAAAUACCAGCAACAGUGUGUGAACACCUUGUGAAGACUUACAGAAAACGUUUGACCUGUGUCAUUGCCAACAAAGGGUAUAUAACAAAGUAUUGAGAAACUUUUGUUAUUGACCAAAUACUUAUUUUCCACCAUCAUUUGCAAAUAAAUUCAUUAAAAAUCCUACAAUGUGAUUUUUUGGAAUUCUUUUUCUCAUUUUGUCUGUCAUAGUUGACGUGUACCUAUGUUGAAAAUUACAGGCCUCUCUCAUCUUUUUAAGUGGGAGAACUUGCACAAUUGGUGGCUGACUAAAUACAUUUUUUCCCCACUGUACCACAAACCCUGAGGUGCCUUAUUGCUAUUAUAAACUGGUUAUCAAUGUAAUUAGAACAGUAAAAAUACAUUUUGUCAUACCCGUGGUAGAUGGUCUGAUAUACCACGGCUCUCAGCCAAUCAGCAUUCUGGGCUCCAACCACCCAGUUUAUAAUUUGUAAUUCUCUCCCAGGGGGGUCCUCUGUUGUAUAGAGACAUGAGGCUGCAGCCUCAACCAGUUUGACUAACCAGGCCUUUGUUGGGGGCAUCUUUGUGCUGUCAUAAGGUCACCCUGUAUGUGAUCCAUUGUGUAAUCUUCUGUCUCCAGGGGCCCUAACCCUGCCAAGGUGGUCCAACAACUCCUAGCCCUGCGCCUGGACCAGCAGCUCCACAUCUUCAACUCCCUGAAGACCCACCUGACAGAGAGGGGUCUGCUGGAAGAGGCAGCAUAGGGCCCCCAUGGCCAGGCCCAGGGUCGGGUCACCCUACUGGGUACAGGAGGGCAGCCCCUUGGCACCAGGAAGCCCUAGAGGUGUGGGAGAAGAAGUGUGGUGCUUGUGUGAGAAAGAACACAAGCCUUUGGGUCAUUCCAUUGUGUGUGUGUGUGACUUUGAGAGAGUGUGUACAUUAUGACAGUGUGUCCUAAACUGUUUUCCUUUGUCAGUGUUUCAGGUUGCGUCUGUGAGUUACUGUACCUGUUUAUGUAGUCAUGUCAGCCAUAGUAUCUACAACAGAGUGAUGCCACUUUAUCUGUGUACCACGAUGAGGUCAGGUGGACAUUUCCACAUGUAUACAGGAUGUUCUAUACCUAUAAUGUGUGUGAAUAUUUGAUGAUAUACAUUUUUUUAUUAGUGUUUUAAUGCACUGGGCAACAUACUCCCACUGUAUCGUCCUCACCCUGCCACCCUGCCUGUCUUAUGCUUCAUUCGUUGUAAUAAUUGUUUGUAUUAAUGUUGAUGGUUGAGUUUUUACAUUGUCAUCUUCCAUUAUAUCCCUGUGGUUUGUCUAUGUGCAUUUUACUCUGUAGAGAUUCAUUCUGCUAUUGGCAUAUGUCAUGCUACAUGUGUUUCUUGCUGUUUUUGUUACCAUCUUUGCAUCCCAAAUGGCACGCUAUUCCCUAUACAGUGCACUACU